GUCAGCGACACGCAGCUCUCGGGAUAACUCGGCAGAUUGUUCUCACAGUCGGUGCCAAGAGAUUUCGGGCACUGCAUGUACGUCCGUCGGCACGUCCACGCUACUGUUGCGCCAUGCGACUGCAGCCUGCGCGCUGGGCCGGCUGGGCCCUCAGUGACUCACCUCCUGGGGAUAUAAAGGAGGAGCCUUGAGAUGAGAACAGAAACCAGUUGUGCCACUCUCCUGCUGUGAAUCACUUCCAGAGCUGCAGCUCGCUGGCGUGAACAGAAACACAACAAGCUGGACCUCCGCUUCCCCUCAUCCAGUCAGGACCCUGCGCAGACCGGGAACCCUCGCACCCACCAGGAAGCCCUCUCGGUAAAAAAACAACUUGGAACUUUGGCCUGCAUUCCGCUGAAGAAACCAGUCAGACGGCAUUCAGGGGACCUCUUGUCGACUCGAUGCCCGAGCGGGUCGGCUGUUCGGACUCGAACAUCGGUAGCCCACCACUCGCUCUUGAGGACUUGUGAGCUGCGAGAACUAAAAUAAGCUUCCAAAAUCCUUCUGGACUCCGCCUUUUCCAGCUCCUUGCCUCAGAUCCCCACGGCCGCCCGUAUGGCAAACGGCUCCAUGUACCAGCUCAUCGAGGACUGCGAGGCCACGCACAAGGCGCUCUACAAGUUCUACGCCGCCGUCAUGAUCGUCACCGUCAUCCUGGCCUUGCCGCUCAACGCGUCGGUGCUGCACCUCUUCCUCUUCAAGAUGAAGUUCUGGAAGUCCAACACCAACCACGUCUUCCUCUUCAACCUGGUGCUGGCCGACAUCCUGCUGCUCUUCAGCCUGCCCAUCAAGGCGUACAACUACAUCCAGGGCGAGAGGCGCCACGGCAACGACGCCGUCUGCAAGGCCAUGCUCUUCAUGCUCUUCCUCAACCGGGGAGCCAGCAUCGCCUUCCUCACCGUCACGUCCAUCGACCGCUACUUCAACGUGGUCCACCCGGGCCGCAAGAAUCUGCUGAAGGCUCUGAAGAAGUCGCCGCACAUCUCCAUCUUCAUCUGGCUGCUGCUUCUGCCCCUCACCAUCCCCACCAUGCUCAAGAACUUCGACUGCUGCAACAGCCACAAGAACGACGAUGAAGGUGGCUUAGUAAGCAAGCAGGACGACACCCUCAUCAAGGACGUGGUGGACAGUUUACGGGAAGCGGUCUUCUUCACGCAAAUCCUCAUCCCGUUUGUCAUCCUGGUCUACUGCACCGCGCACAUCGUCAACCGCCUGCGCAAGAAGACGGUGGGCGACCGGACCAAGCUGAGGCGAGCCGUCUUCGUGGUCACCUCGGUCAUGGUGGUCUUCUCGAUCUGCUUCUUGCCCUGCGCCAUCGCGCGGGCGGUGCUGCUGGUGGCCCGCGUGGAGGAGUGGCGGGAGUCGUCGCAGGACAAGGCGACCGUGGCCUUCGACGGCCUCAUGGUUCUGUCCUACUUGGACUGCCUGCUGGACCCGCUCAUCUACUGCUUUUGCAGCACCAAGUUCAAGGCGCUCUACUUGUCCAAUUAUUUCCCCUUCUUGCUGAAGGAAGGCCCGCUGCCGAUGGACAGCUCCACAUCGAACACGCCCAACCCCAAACGCGGCAACGUCAUCUGAAGGGAGCGUCCGCGCUGAGCCCGGACCACGAUGCCGACUACAUUCGUAAAAGGGGACUCCAAUGAAUUAAUGCUGGGAGGACCUGACUUCCGAAAUGCUACGGCAGGAAUCUCCAAAACCCAUGCCAACAAUGCAGCCACACACAAAAAAAAUAAUAAUAACACACACAAAUGUACUCAGGGGUCAAGACUAACUUUUGUUACUAGCAUUACACUGGCUUCUAACUUUAUUCAACUUGGAAAUUAUACGGGUGGACACUCUAAAUCCACUUGCAAAGUAAAUAUUUACAUUUCCUCUCAUUUUCACUGUAUUGUUGAUAGAUACACUGAUAAUAAAUGCAGAAACUACAAUGUUUACCGCGUGUCAGGAUAUUUCAAUCAAAGCAAUUUGCUGCACGUGUUGAGCACCUCUGUGCCUUGGUGGAGGUCUGACAGUUUUUCAUUGAAACGGGGAAGGUGUGACAUUUGUCUUGGUUUUCAAAACCAAGUACUGACUGACUGAACAAAAAUAUGUUCUUUGGCAAAAAAUGAUUUAUGAACAAAAGAUUACGUUGAAUGUGAUAUUGAAAAUGAGAGUAACUAUCACAAGGUCUUCUACUCACAUGUCAUUUUCAUUGUUUUGUAAAUAAAUGAAGACGCUGACAA
This is a messenger RNA of Phyllopteryx taeniolatus (common seadragon), 2261 nucleotides long. RefSeq names its product 12-(S)-hydroxy-5,8,10,14-eicosatetraenoic acid receptor-like. Lineage: Eukaryota; Metazoa; Chordata; Actinopteri; Syngnathiformes; Syngnathidae. Gene Ontology annotation, molecular function: G protein-coupled receptor activity. Gene Ontology annotation, cellular component: membrane. The record is from RefSeq and is a predicted model, not a curated record. Bases 595 to 1617 code for a protein of 340 amino acids. The transcript has 3 exons. Gene Ontology annotation, biological process: G protein-coupled receptor signaling pathway.